GCCAGCAGUGGCGGCCACUGCAUUUAAAGAGUGCAGGAAUCCUUCCAGUUCACAUCCUUGGAGGCAUAAGAAAACAGGGAAAAACAUCAAGCUACUCUGGUUGCCCUUCGCAUACAAGGAUGCCAAACUGGGGAGGUGGAGCCAAAUGCGGUGCCUGCGAGAAGACAGUGUACCACGCUGAGGAAAUUCAGUGCAAUGGAAGGAGUUUUCACAAGACAUGCUUCCUCUGCAUGGCUUGCAGAAAAGCUCUGGACAGCACCACAGUAGCAGCUCACGAAUCUGAAAUCUACUGCAAAACUUGCUAUGGAAGAAAAUAUGGUCCCAAAGGUGUUGGCUUUGGACAAGGGGCAGGAUGUCUCAGCACUGACACUGGGGAUCAUCUAGGCUUGAAUCUGCAACAGGGAUCACCAAAGCCUGCUCGCCCUUCUACACCAACUAACCCUUCAAAGUUUGCCAAAAAGAUUGUCGAUGUGGAUAAAUGUCCCCGCUGUGGCAAGUCAGUGUACGCUGCAGAGAAGAUAAUGGGGGGAGGAAAACCUUGGCAUAAGACAUGCUUCCGCUGUGCUAUUUGUGGAAAGAGUUUAGAAUCUACCAAUGUUACAGACAAAGAUGGAGAGCUCUACUGUAAAGUUUGCUAUGCAAAAAAUUUUGGUCCCAAAGGAAUUGGUUUUGGUGGCCUCACUCAAGCGGAAAAGAAAGAAUGCGAAUGAGAAGUGGAUGCAACAGAGUCUGCUGUUGAUGUUAGCAGAUAACAGUUGACAAGGAAAACAAAAACAUCACAUAUCGCUAAUAAACUAGGGCAUUUGUUUAAUAUUCUCCACCUUCAGAAAAAGCUUGCAAACUUGUAUCUUAAGAAAUUCUUAGAAUAGCCUAAAAAAAGUUACAAUGAUAAAGUUAGAUUUACGUUUAGAGCAAAUAAAGACAAAAACUUCUGUUCAAGGAACAUUAUUGUUUCUUAAACUACUAUUUACCACAUUUUAGUCUGAAUUUUCAAAGACUCAGCAUACUGUCCCAUUAAGACAGAGAUAUCUUACGGAUCACAGAGCGGUAAAGGUCAGCGUGUUCUGACUUAGGCCAGUUUCCUAGUGGUGUUUUGAACAUUUUGAUGUUAUUUGUAUUAUGGCAAAACAGAUGUUACUCACUUUGAGACAAUUAAAAAGUAUCUGAAAUUCUCUUUCAAAGGGAGCUAUUUCUGAAGAAAUAGCAAGUUUUCUUAGAAUAUAGUGCUGUCAGUUUUGUUAUUGUAUGUUUUCAAGCUACAAUAAAGUACUCAUAUUGCUUCACA
Molecule: messenger RNA, 1285 nt
Organism: Cygnus atratus (black swan)
Lineage: Eukaryota; Metazoa; Chordata; Aves; Anseriformes; Anatidae
Gene: CSRP3
Product: cysteine and glycine rich protein 3
Exons: 6
Coding region: 120-710 (196 amino acids)
Biological process (GO): muscle tissue development; cardiac muscle contraction; sarcomere organization
Cellular component (GO): Z disc; cytoplasm; nucleus
Molecular function (GO): actinin binding; structural constituent of muscle
Source: RefSeq, a predicted model, not a curated record